CUUCUUCCCUUCCCUACCCUUUGUCUCACAGAAAUCCCAUUAAAACUCGCUCCCAACUUACACUUCGCCUGCUCCUCCGAACCCUUUCCAUAAGGGAAGGCAGAAGCCAUAAAAAAAAAUUUUAAAAACAUGUUUGAUCAACCUCCUCAUUGAGGGUCUGAAUCAAGGUCUUUCUCUCUCUCCUGUCUCUCUCUCUCUUUCUUUCCCUGUAAUAACUAUAAUUACAACAGGGAAAUGUCGCGGACACUGGCACUAUUAUUCUUCUUUUUGUUCUUAAUCACUUUCGAGAUUGGUACAGCCCAGGAUUACGACUACGCCGGCGAUAAACCACCCACACCUCCAGCACCGCCACCUGCACAAGAUAGCUGUUCUGGGAUCUUUUUAAAUUAUGAGUUUUUAUAUCGAGAGAAAGAGUAUCCCCACGUUAAGAAUGCAACGGCGCAGGCAUGGGCUUUUAAAUCAACUGCAACUAUAUUCAAUGCUGGGGAUGUGGAACUAAAGGGUUGGAAGAUAUUUAUUGGGUUUCAACAUAAAGAGAUUCUUAUUGCAGCGAGUAAUGCAGUUAUUUUUGACGGUGAUGAUUUGCCGGUGAAGGUCGGAAAUGGGACACACCUAGUUGGAUAUCCUCAGACGGAUUUGAAGACAUCUAUUGAUACAGCAAAUGAUAUGACUCAGAUUCAGGCGAAGAUUGAGAUGACUGGAACUCAGUUUGGGGUGAAACCACCUGGUAUUCCAAUGCCUAAGACUAUACGACUUGAAACUGAUGGCUACAAGUGUCCUGCACCAAUCAAAAAGAAAACUGAAAUGCACGUCUGUUGUAAGAAGGACCCAAAAUUCAAGGCCAAGAAACCUAAAUCAGUGAAGUUCUUGCCUCGUCAAGAAGGUGAUCUAUCUAUGACCUAUGAUAUUAUCCAAGCAAACGAAGGGAACUAUAUGGCCCAGGUAACCAUGGAGAACAACCACCCUCUAGGACGUCUAGACCAUUGGAACUUAACUUGGGAAUGGAUGAGAGGAGAGUUCAUAUACAGUAUGAAAGGAGCCUAUACUCACCUGAAAGAUCCUUCUGACUGCCUUUACGGCCCUGCCGGACAAUUCUACAAGGAUUUCGACUUCAGUACUGUCAUGAAUUGCGAAAAAAGACCAGUCAUAUCUGAUCUUCCUGCUGAUAGAGCCAAGGAUGAGAAAAUUGGAAACGUGCCUUACUGUUGUAGAAAUGGUACUCUCCUACCAACAACCAUGGAUGAGAGCAAAACCAAAUCUGUUUUCCAAUUGCAGGUCUUUAAGAUCCAACCAGAUAUGAACAGAACUGCUCUGUUUCCACCCCAAAAAUGGAAAAUCAAUGGUGUUCUGAAUCCAGAUUACAAAUGUGGUGCUCCAAUUAGAGUUGACCCAACAGAAACUCCAGACCCAAGUGGGCUUGACACAACCACUGAAGCUAUUGCAAGUUGGCAAGUAGUCUGCAACAUCACUAAGCCUAAGGGCACAGCCUCUCAUUGUUGUGUCUCCUUCUCUGCUUUCUACAAUGACUCUGUCAUCCCCUGUAAUACAUGUGCCUGUGGUUGUCCUGACAAUGAUACUUGCAAUCCAAAUGCCAAAGCUAUGCUUCUUCCUCCUGAAGCUCUUCUUGUUCCCUUCGACAACAGAACUGCGAAAGCCAAGGCUUGGGCUAAACUGAAGCACUAUCCUGUUCCCCGUAAAUUACCCUGUGCUGAUAACUGUGGAGUUAGCAUAAAUUGGCAUAUUUCCUCUGAUUACAGAAAAGGAUGGACAGCUCGUAUCACUCUUUUCAAUUGGGAAGAAAUCAAUUUUGAAGAUUGGUUUACUGCAAUUCAAAUGAACAAGGCUUACCCUGGUUACGAAAACGUCUACUCAUUUAAUGGAACAAAAAUUCCAGAACUGGACAAUACCAUCUUCUUCCAGGGAUUACCAGGUCUGACUUUCCUGAUGGGAGAGACGAAUGGAACAGAUCCUAAAAGUGGCCCAAGGGUACCAGGUAAGCAACAAUCAGUGAUUUCAUUCUCCAAGGCCAAGACACCGGGGAUUAAUAUAGUAAAAGGAGAUGGGUUCCCUACAAAAGUGUUUUUUAAUGGAGAAGAAUGUUCCCUUCCUACAGUAUUUCCUAAAGGAGAUGGCCAUCGAUCUCAUGUUAGCCUUGUACCCAUAAUUUUCCUUACAAUAAUGAGCUUUGUGCUUAUGAAUGAUCACCUACACCUACAGUGAUGAAUUCAUGAUGAUGAUGAUGAUGAUCAUUCAUUCAGAUUUUUAUCAUACUUUGGGAGUCUAAUUCUUGGGUAUUGUUCCUCUUGUGACAGCAAGCAGAUUCAUUAAGUCUUCACUCUGUCCAGAAAUAGUUUGUUUGUUUUGAUUUUUGUAUUCAGUAAUUCGAAUUUUAGUUGCAGAAUUCACAAUACCCGCAUGAACCUCAUUCUGAUUUCUCUUUAAGCCUCUUUCUCAAGUUAUUAAUCUCUGUAAGUUUGAGGGGGAGGCGGGUGGAUUGAACAAUGGAACCAUGAACAAGAUUGGAUAUCCAAGAAGGUUUCGAUGAUGAGUUGAACCCCUGAAGCACACAGAAGAGGCUCUAGCAAAUAUAAGCUCUUCAAGGAAGGAAAUAUUGUAGUGUGUACCUACCUGCAAGUUCUAUAUACAAAAUGAAAAUGGAUUUUUAUAUUGUAAGCAAAAGGGUUUCUUCCAUGCCUUUUUUUUUUUUCCCCCUCCAAGAGGUUUGUAGGUGGCCAGCAUUCUUGUCUUGCUUCUGGAGACAAGCUUUGUUUGAUUUCCCAGUCCAUGAAUGGAAAUGUUGUAUUCUAUGUAAAGGCUGGCUAAUGGGAAAGACAAUUUUAGGCUCAACUUACAAUUAGAUACUAGAUCUUAAAACUAUUUAUUUCAA
Molecule: messenger RNA, 2887 nt
Organism: Macadamia integrifolia
Lineage: Eukaryota; Viridiplantae; Streptophyta; Magnoliopsida; Proteales; Proteaceae
Product: COBRA-like protein 10
Exons: 2
Coding region: 235-2220 (661 amino acids)
Biological process (GO): cellulose microfibril organization
Cellular component (GO): membrane
Source: RefSeq, a predicted model, not a curated record